UGAUUACUUGUGCGGCGUGCUGCUGUCUGGCUCUUCUCGGCAUAAUUACAAUGAACGGUGACUUGUGCAUGUUCACCUCAUGCACACCGGACCUGCCAAGCACACGGUGUUUGCUGUUUGCUCUGCAGGUGGUGUUCCUCUGUCACGUGCACACCUCCUGCAUAGAGUUCACGAGCAAUGGCCUUCCAUCAAGCUCGAUCGCCAUCGGUCUCAGUCGCUGGCCGACCCCAUCAACAUGACCGCCCCAGAGGAGCAUCGGCAAGUGUGGCUCACCAAGGAGAGCACCGAGCUCAUUAUGGGUCAGCCAGGCUGGCAGCUGGCCCUCCUGCCGGCCAAGAUCGACGAGGACGCCCGGCCGCGGCCAGUCCGCCAUCUGUAUCGCCUCCAGGAUUUCCGCAAGCCGGCAAUGGACAUUGACGAGCAGGCGACUGACUUUGACAGCCAGUGCGGCGUGCGCGUCUACUGGGGAGGUGAGCUGGUGAACGAGGUGCGCUAUGUGCCGGUGAAGAAGAGCAAGGACGACAGGCUGUGCGCCACGUGUGUGGUGCCGUGUGCUGAUGGCGAUGGCAAUGUGGGCAUCUGCGGCAAGCAGAACACCUACCGCAACGUGGUCAACUCUCACCUGCGCAAGACACACAAACUGACAAACGAGGAUGCACAGGUGUUUGGACAGACGGCCACAUGGUUGUUGCCUCGUAAACGUGUGGUGUGCAUUGUGCGUUGCCUUCAGCUGCUGCUUGUCGGCCCUCAGUCACUGGCGCCCACAACCCCCGCCACACAUACACGUAAGAUGCGUGUUUGCCUUCUACUUGUCUGUUCAUCAUGACUGCUGCAUGCUGUCUGUGUGUAAACAGUUGCCACGACCUUCGUGUUUGCCGGCAGUGUGAUCCACCCAAAAGGCAGCGGCGCAGAUACGUGAGUGAGCACGUUCACACGUCGUCGUGUGGCUGUAUGUGGACGCGUCCGCCCGUAGGUGUGUGCAGGCCAUCCCUCGGUGUUCUGCCGCUUGACGCCAUGCCGGCUGCUGCUGAUGCCGAUGCCGAUGGUGCUGAAGACAGCAGCGUGACGCGGGAGAUUGGACAGAGAGGCGCCUCCACACGCGAGGAGACCGACCCUUGGGCUGACGGAUGGGUCGACAGCGUCAUUGGCGCGCAUAUGGGCCAUUAGUGAGUGUGCUUGGCGUGUCUCUAUAUCACCCGUGUAAUGAUGCGGCUUGUCUCGGGUGGGUGGGUAGUUGACACUACUAGUUGUCUUGUUCGUGUAUGUGUGUGUGUCUGGUCCUUUGCUCUACCUGCAUGGAAUCUGCGCCGGUCAUUUUUGACUCGUUUUAUGUCCGCAUUAGCCACAAGAGGGAUGAGCGACGCAAUGCGAAAGGGCCAAGACUGUAUCGUGAUGCCAUACGCAGACUGCCCUGAUUGAAGUCAUGAUGUUGUUGAAGGUAUGGAUUCCCAGCAAGUGUCAACAGACAGACAGACAGACAGAGAGACAGG
Molecule: messenger RNA, 1490 nt
Organism: Vitrella brassicaformis
Lineage: Eukaryota; Vitrellaceae
Source: the annotation of a GenBank genome assembly